GAUCAGACGAACCUGAUGAUGGUCAUUAAAGUUCAGACUCUGUGGUCUGACUCGUCUCUCAGGACUGCCCCCUGGUGUUGGUGCUCAGGAUGUUCGAGCUGUGUUGUGACUACAGGAACUUUUCUGAAGCCAAAGUGAAGCUGCUGGAUUUCCAGAGGACGCUCAUCACUCUGAGAAACAGUGGUCCAGUGCCCCCUGGUGGACUCCCCCUGCAGUGGGUGGAGAGCCAGGCCUCGGCGCUGCUCCUCACGAUGCUGCAGCGCUGCCCCUCCCAGUACGACCUCCACCGCCUGCUGCAGCUCCUGGCCGACGUCGACAAGCUCCUCAAAUCCAACGGUCCAGACUUCAGGAAGCUGAGUUUGCUCAGUCAGUUGCUGCAGGGCUCAGACAUCAGCCUCUCUCCCAGGCUGCUUCAGUGCAGUUCACCCUCUGUCCAGCAGGAGGAGUUCCAGGCUGCUGUGGACGCUCUGCAGGCCAGGGGGCGCUACAGUCAGGCCAGAGAGGUGGCGCUGCUGGCCGACCUGCCCGUCCACCACCUGCUGCUCAGCCAGCUCCUUCAGGAAGUGAACUCCCAGAAGUCCAAGACGACGUGGAGGAGGUUGGAGACCCGAGUCAGUUUCUGGAGGAAAAGUCAGGAGCAGCUGAAGAGCGACAGCACUGAUCCAGGAUCAGCCUCCUGUUUCUUCCUGUCGCAGGCUGAAGCUUCAGAUUCGUCCGGAGCUGCAGACAUUCAGACGCAGCUGCUGGACGUCCAGGAGCGCUGCCUCCUGCUGGGCCUCGCCGCUCACUGGCUCUCCCAGCUCAGCCCGACUCCCAUCGACCAACUGGAGAUCAUGGAGAAGAAGCUUUGGAUCAGCCGGGUCCGGCGACACGUCCUCACGGUGGCCAUGGAGAAGGGGAGUGUUUUCAACCUGCCGCCGGCCGUCGCACCUGAAAUGAACACGUAUGAAGUCCUCAUGAAGGAGUUCUCCUUCUCCAACCUAUCAGCUCUGAACACAGAGAGCUGCCUGCGUCUGGACGGACUCCCGGGUCGCUCCGAGGAGCAGGAGGAGCAGCAGGAGCAGCAGGAGCAGCAGGAGGAGCAGCAGGAGCUGAACAUCAAGUCAGGCUUGAGGCCAGAGGAGAAGAGAGUUCUGGCUUCACUGAUUGGCCGGCUGCUAGAUGAGGGCAGUAUUCAUGAAGCCAGCCGAGUCUGCCGCUACUUCUCUCUGUAUCACCCGGACGUGUGGGUGGUGCUGCGCUGCCGGGGGCUGGCGUCCGGAGAACUCAGCCCCGAACCACAAGACGAGGCGUCAGAGGCUCCGCCCAGGAUGAGCAUCACCCCCUGUACGCUUCAUUCAUUCAUUCAUUCAUUCAUCACUAUAUUAUUCAUGUAUGAAUUCACAGAGAACAACACGUCCUGCAGCUGGUUAACUAACAAGAAUCAGAAUCUGCAAAGUAACUAGAAACUAAAUCUUCCAAAUAAACGUCCAG
Messenger RNA from Paralichthys olivaceus (Japanese flounder), 1473 nucleotides. Lineage: Eukaryota; Metazoa; Chordata; Actinopteri; Pleuronectiformes; Paralichthyidae. The record is from RefSeq and is a predicted model, not a curated record.